CGGACGUGUUCUCGCUGGCUAGCCUUUUUGUGUGGCCUGAAGGCUGAAGCACCGGUUUCUACUACUGGGAUCCCCCCCCCCGACCCCCUUCGAACGUGUCCAGCAGCAGCUGCGCGCAUCAUCGACGAUCACAGCCGGCAUCAUCAACGGGAAAUUGUGUGCUACUAAACAGGACGUGCAUCACUAGGCCUUGCGAAAGAGAGAGAGAGAGAGAGAGAGAGAGAGGACACAUUCUAGUGGAGAGUCGUAGCAGAAGCAGCAUUCAUCCCCUUCCCCAAUUGUGCAAACUUCAAGUUCCCGCCCUUCGGCGCUUCGAGGGGGGGGCAGGCUGUUUUUGGGGCCGAUCGGUGGCCAGUGGCUAGUGUGUGCGGUGUUUGUCUCUGUGCGUCUGAAAAAGAUAGAGAGGAAGGAGUGAAGGAAGAGAAGUUAAAGAAAAAGAGAGAGAGGGAGAGCGAGUGUGUGGUGAUGAUAGUAGUGUCCUCGUUGCCGGCAGUGCUACUAGCGCCCGCGUAAAUGUUACCACAGCGAAGGACCACUAGCAGCAGUAGCAGCAGCAGCAGCAGCAGCAGCAGCAGUAGCAGGAGCCGGGUCAUGAUAGUGGUGUCGUGCGAUUCGGCGGUAAUGCAGUAUAGUAAACUGCGGACAGCAGCAGAGUUUAUCCACUAACAGCAGUUUUUGUGACACGUGUCGUCUGGCCACAAGCAACUCCAACCCAACUUGUGGUUGGUGGUGUGUCUGGUGUGUCUACUGGAAACGGUCCCAUCCCCGUUUCCACUACUACUACUACUACUACUACCUCGAACGCAGUAGUGUCUUCUGCAUCCAGCGAGAGUAACUUUUGUCACUUCGUCAGUCGUAGCGAUCGCAGAUUGAUCACCUUUGCACAUCUGCUGCAAAGUGUGGGCGUGUGUGCGCGUGUGUGUGUGCGUGUUUGUUAGUGGCCCUCCAGUAGGGCCGCCAGUGUUUGUACCCAGUGGAAGGGUUGGAAAAGCAAAAAAAAAAACUCGAAUUCCGAGCACCAGCAGCAGCAGCAGCAGUAGCAGUGUCCUGCGGGAAUUGUGUGCUUGAGUGUGCUCUUGUGUGUGUCUCUGUGUGUUGCGGUUGUUGGAGUGUUGUCUACUAUCAAACAAUUACGCGUGACGAGUCCUUUUACGUCACACGAUCCCUACCGCGCCCCCUCCAGAGCGCCCCCACACUCAACAAAGUCGGAGCCUUGUCCUAGCAAAUGUGCCCACUAGCACACUAGCAUACUACCUACUACUACCGCGAAAGGUGGUGUGCUUGUGCGCGCGUUCUGCGGUUCACCGAAACUCACUUACCCUACAAUCAAACGCGUUCAGCGCGGUGGAUCUGGCCGGUUUUUUUUUUUUGUUUUUCCUAGUGCACACUCUGACUAGUGUUUCCAUUUGGGUGUGUGCGUUUUGUGUGCGUCUGCGGUGUGUGGUCUAGUGGAUUGAGGCGAAGAAAGAACCGGGCGCGGGCACCACCAACCAGCAACCAACCACCCCAGCGCGCGCCAAACCAAAUCGCGAGAACAGCCACAAGGCAGAACACGCAGCGCCAUUCCGGUAAAAUCCCCGCGAGACGCGAUACCGCGCACCACCACCCCCCCAUAUCCAUCAAUCAACUUUUGUGCCGGAAAGAAAAACCGAAAACUCAAAGGAGAAGAAAACAUCGUGGAAAACACAGUGUUCGUGUGUGGUUCCGUGCGUAGCGAGUGUUAAGUUGGGUUGGAGAGAGAGAGAGAGGAACGAGGAGUAGAAUCCCGACGUCCGGUUACCCAGCGCGUCGUCACACGCUCCAUUGGUAGUACCAGACAGGAGGAAACGGGAAGGAUGGCCUCAUCGGUAACGGGCAUGCAGUCGUCAAUGGAAACGUGGGAAGAGAUCCCACUGCCCGACAUGGACUUUAGCGUGUUCGACCAGCUCAACUCGGUCGACUACACGGACACGGUGGUGAAGGAGGAGCCCGGGACGGGCGGGGCAGUGGAUCCCGCCUACGCCAACCUGCUCGAGCUGCACCUGGCUGACCAAAAGCCACAGAUACGCCACGAUUGCAUGUGGUCCGGCGUUUGCGGUGAUCAGUCGCAUCCGGAAAAGUUCGGCCCGGGUUACAUGGGAGGACCGGGCGGUGGUUGCUGCGGUGGAUGUGGCCAUCAUCAUCCGGUGCAGCAGCAGCAGCAGCAGCAACAGACCGAUGAUGCUGAUACUGGGGCCGGUGGCCAGAGCAAGCCAAAGGUAGCGGUCAUAGUAGCCGGUGGGAGCAGUGGAUCCACCAUCAACACCACCACCACCACCACCACCACCACUGCUACAGGCAGCAGCAAGCCCAACAACGUGCAACCAUUCCGGGCAGCGACGAGUGCAGCGCAGCUGCCGGCCGGUAGCUCACUACUCAUUAAACGGCAGCAGCAUCAUAAUCUUCAACAGCAACAGCAACAGCAACAGCAGCAACAGCAACAACAACAGCGCCAAAGUCGUACCCCGUGCGGUGUAGUAGGAGCAACCUCGCAACCAACGCCACCAUCGGCAGUGCCACUUCGCCUGCCCUACAUCUCGACGCGCACGUUCUUGGAGGAGCGCAAGUACCAGGUGCUCAGUGGUGCAGCGAACCAGCCGCGCCCCGACACACCGCUCAGUCUCGACGAUGAUCCGCCGGAAUUCAAGCAUAACCUGGACCUCGUCGCUACGUGCACCAUCGGCUCGAACCAGCUGAAUCUGCUACCGUCAGGGGAUGCCACCACCACCACCACCACCACCGCCAAUGCAGCAUCCAUGAACGGUAACGGGGCCGCCGCAUCGUGUGGCAGCAGCAGCCCGUCGAGCUCGUCGGCCAGCAGUCGAGGAUUGUCCGCCGGUUACGCGUCCGGCUCGUCGCCGCCGACAUUUGCGUGCUGCGGCGGUGUCAGUAGUGGCCACUGCCAUACGGCCCAGUGCUACUACCAGUACCUGCAGGACGAGAGCACGUUGCCAGUGGGCGGCGGAUAUCAGCACCGGCACCGGCACAACAACCACUACUACUACCAGCAUCAGCAGCACCAGCAGUACCAGCACCAGCACCAGCACCAGCAGCACCAGGACGUGGACACCGAUAGCCUGUUCCAGCGGCCCGACUCACCGGACAGUGGGUGCAGCGAUAGUAGCAGCAACCUUUCCCAGCUGUUGCGCGAUCUGCGCGACAUUGAGGAGCGGGACGCCAGCUCGUUUGCCUCACCGGUGUCGUCCUCCGAUCUCGAUUACGGCCACUAUCAGUACUGUGGUGGUGGUGGUGGUGGUGGUGCGACGAAAAACAACAACAACAGUUACUGCAACCAGCAGAACGGCAGCUGCAGUCGUAGCAGCAGUAGUAGCUGCUGUAGUGGAACCGGUUGCAGCAGUACCACCAAUCUCCAAACCUCCACCCUCACGCGCCAGGAACAAUCGAUGAAUGGUGCCGCCGGUGCGUUGCGACAGCGGCAGAGUAAAAAGCUGAUGCCGGCCACGGCCGUUGGCGCCUACCGCUACCCGAGACAAACGCACAACUGGGCAACGCACACUAGCAGCAGCAGCAGUAGCAGCAGCAGCAGCCAGCGAUUGCUGUACGGUGACUACGAUGCGCAUGACGAGGAAGAAGAGGCUGACGUCCGUGGGAUGUACUACAGUCGGAGUCGCGUUUCCUCCACCUCUUCGGCUGGCGGUGAAGGGGGGGACUACAAUGACGAGAACGGCGAGAAUGACAACGACCCCGAGGAGGAGGAGGAGGAGGAGGAGGAGGAAAAUGAAGGGGUGGAUUCCGAUUCGGUAGACGACGACGAUGACGAGGAAGAGGAGGAUGGUGAGAAAUCGGGCGAUGAAGAUCCCACCACCAGCGACAGUGGCACCGACGGCGAGUGUUGUGACGUAAGCAGCAGGCGAGCAGGAGCAGCAUCGCUGCAGCAACACCACACCACCCCCCAAGCACCGCGUGCAAUUGUCCUGUUUGCCGAUGAGGAGCAGCAGCAGCUGCGAUAUGGUGCGCCCAGCAUGGGGCGCCGUGCUGCGGCAGUGGCGGUGGCCGCCCGGAUGAAUGCCACCAACCAUCACCGAGGCCACCCGGUACGAAAGCAUAAGAAAAACAGUCGUCAUCAGCAGCAAAGGCGACGCCAGCAGCAGCAGCAACAGCAACAGAAGAAGAAGAAGAAUUUGUUGGCGGCCGGUCGGUCGAGUAGCAGCAGCGCCAGAGCCACUGCUGCUGUACGGGCUGCAGGAGGCCGAGCACUGCUGCCUAAUCAGCAGCAGCAGCAGCAGCAGCAGCAGCAGCAGCCACGCCACGGAUCGCUGACCACCGGAAGCUGCGGUGGUGAAGGUGUCUCGUCGUCGUCGUCGUCGUCGUCGUCAACGGGAGCAGCAUCGGUGAUGCCGCCGUACACUUGCCACCAGACAACGCACGAUGGUGACCACAGUUACACCCGGCCCAAGGGUGGCUACAACAUGACCGAGCUAGGCGUACAGACGCCCUCCGAUUCUGAGGAGGAAAUCGAUGUCGUCUCGAUCGGGGACAAGAAUCUGCCGACCAACCCGACGGCACGCGACCGCCGCGCCCUCCAGUCGACGGUGGCAAGCAAGAUCCGGAAGCAGCAGGCCGCACGCAACCAUCACCAUCACCACGUAGCGGCCGCCGGCUCGUCGCUCGCUGGCGGCUACCAUAGCCAUGAGCAGCACCAGCAGCAGCAGCAGCAGCACUACGGUGCCGCGGCAGCAGGCGCUGGCGGGUCCCGGUCGGCCGGCGGUGCCAAUCUGAUGCUGGGCAUCUAUCCGACGCCCGCCGGAUCGACCACAAUAUCCGGCGCUAACACGCCGCUUGCAACUGCCGGCAGCUUGAGUGCCGCGUCCUCGCCACCGCCAGCUCCUCCUACCAGCGGAUCGCGCAAGCGCUCCAUCAGUAUGCGAGGGGGCCGUGGUGGUGCUGGCAUCGGCCCCUCCUCCUCCUCCUCGUCGGCCAAGCGUGCCCGGCUGCAGGGGAAAAAGUCUGGUGUGACAACAGCAGCCGGCAACGGCCGUCAUCAUCACCAUCAACAGCAGCAGCAGCAGCAACACCAUCACCAUCACCAUCACCACCACCACCAGCAGCAGCAGCAGCAGUCGUCGUCGUCGUCGUCGGCGGGGGGUUCCGCUAGUUACUGCGACGAGCUGGAGACGGUGGAGAAGCGCAACCUGCACAACAACAUGGAGCGGCAGCGGCGGAUCGGGCUGAAGAACCUGUUCGAGGAGCUGAAGCGCCAAAUACCGAGCCUGCGGGAGAAGGAGCGGGCACCGAAGGUGAACAUACUGCGCGAGGCGGCCAUACUGUGCACGCGGCUGAACCGCGAGGCCGAGCAGGUGCAGGAGCUGCGCCAGCGUCAGCAGAAGCUGUACGAGCGUGUCCGCUACCUGCGCGCCUCGAUCGCCAACCAGCGCCAACAGCAGCAGCAGCACCAGCAGCAGCCGCCGCUCGACGUCGAGUAAAACUCACGCGAAGAAGCGGUCGGUUACGUACGCGCGAACGAAACGCCCAUCAUCAUCAUCGGCAGGCUUCCUGGCUUAGUUUGCGGCAAACUAAAGCUUAACCCGGUAACUACCAACACUCAUCUCAUAUGCAUUAGCAAACAUCAUCACUCCCUUCUAUCCUUGGGUGUUUGCGUGUAUAUGCAUGUUUAUUUUAUUUUUUUUCAUUCGUCAUUCGCUUUAUAUACAUUUAUUAGCAACAUACUAGAUGACACAUCGAACGAGCGAGCGAGA
Anopheles aquasalis is the source of this 5735-nucleotide messenger RNA. It is a transcript of the gene Myc, whose product is annotated as bHLH transcription factor Myc. Lineage: Eukaryota; Metazoa; Arthropoda; Insecta; Diptera; Culicidae. Gene Ontology annotation, molecular function: protein dimerization activity. The record is from RefSeq and is a predicted model, not a curated record.